AUGGGAAACGAAGUAUCAGCACAAAGGGUGACAUUUGAUUCACAUCCACCACGUACACCAUACAAGCAAUGUCAACAAGAAGUUUCCCUGAAUACAGAUACUUCCUCCACCAACGAACGCAAAAGUGAGGAGUUCGAAGAAGAUCCCUCAAGGCAAAAUAUAAACAAACGCAGGAAGUUGAAAUAUGAUGAGUGUCUUAGCCGAAGUGUUCUCGCUCCGAGAUCUUUGAUAGUCAUCCUAAAAUGUGAUUCCUUAUCAUCACUUCAGAGUGUAUCUCAACAGAAGGACCCCAUGAGAAUAAAGAAAGAUAGCGAUUCCAGCAGCAAAGAGAGCGACGCCGAUGCAGUUCUGAAAGAGUUUAUUCAACGAAGGAUCGAUCAUGUGAACAAGUAUAAACAGGAAGAAAUACGCUUGAGAAGACAAUAUGAAAGAGCAAUGUCCAGGUUUCCUGGACGUGAUCCAAUUGGAACCCCAUCCUUUGUUUAUCCACAUGCUACCAUUUCAGCUACUCCUUCAAUGUCUUCGAAGCUUACAGCUACCGGUACAAACAAAGAGGCUGAGACCGAGGAGAGUCCCAGAAUUGUGAUGGAGUUCACAAUGGAAACUUCCCCAAAUACAACUGCAUCAACAAGCUCUGCUGCUGUCAAGACCAAGGAUAAGACCAAGGAUGACUGA
Messenger RNA from Botrytis porri, 675 nucleotides. RefSeq lists its product as uncharacterized. The coding region runs from base 1 to 675 and encodes 224 amino acids. The transcript is spliced from 3 exons. NCBI's taxonomy places the organism in Eukaryota, Fungi, Ascomycota, Leotiomycetes, Helotiales, Sclerotiniaceae. The record is from RefSeq and is a predicted model, not a curated record.